Messenger RNA from Rotaria socialis, 1695 nucleotides. The record is from the annotation of a GenBank genome assembly. NCBI's taxonomy places the organism in Eukaryota, Metazoa, Rotifera, Eurotatoria, Philodinida, Philodinidae.
AUGACACCAUCACCAAUUAGCAAUCAUGCAAAAAUCGAAAAUGAACUUGUUUCUGCCUUAGCAAGUCGUAUUCUUAUUAUUGAUGGAGCGAUGGGUACUAUGAUUCAACGAUGUAGAUUAGAAGAAUCAGAUUUUCGUUCUAAUGAAUAUCAAUUGGAUAAGCAUAUACAUAAUUUGAAAGGAAAUAAUGAUUUAUUAUCGAUAACUCGUCCUGAUGUUAUUUUGGACAUUCAUCGACAAUAUUUAGAGGCCGGAGCUGAUAUUAUUGAAACAAAUACCUUCAAUGCUCAAUGUAUAUCACAAGCUGAUUAUGGUCUAGAACAUUUGUCGUAUCAAUUAAAUCUGAAAUCAGCUCAACUAGCAAGACAAGCAGCAGAUGAAUUCACAGAAAAAACUGGUAUUCGACGAUUUGUUGCUGGUGCUUUAGGUCCAACAAAUAAAACGUUAUCAAUAUCGCCAUCAGUAGAUAAACCUGAUUUUCGAAAUAUAACGUUUGAUGCUAUUGUUGAAGCAUAUACAGAACAAGCACGUGCUUUGAUUGAUGGCAAUGUUGAUUUAUUAUUAAUUGAAACUAUAUUCGAUACAGCUAAUGCAAAAGCAGCUAUAUUUGGAUUGAAAGUUUUAUUUGAAACAUAUCCUGAAUUAGCUAGACCAAUACUUAUUUCGGGAACCAUUGUUGAUUUGAGUGGUAGAACAUUAUCUGGUCAAACUGUUGAAGCUUUUGUUAUAAGUGUUUCGCAUGCUAAUCCGAUAUGUCUCGGCUUAAAUUGUGCGUUGGGUCCAAAUGAAAUGCGGCGAUUUUUAGAAGAGAUUUCUAAUAAUACUUCAGCAUAUACUAUUUGUUAUCCAAAUGCUGGUCUACCAAAUACAUUUGGCGAAUACGAUGAAACACCUGAAUCAAUGGCUCAACAUGUAGGUCAUUGGGCUCAUGAUGGACUACUCAAUAUUGUUGGUGGGUGCUGUGGAUCGACUCCUGAUCAUAUAAAAGCCAUAGCUGAGAGUGUCAAAAGAUAUUCGCCGAGAGUGCCACCAAAAAAUUUACAUAGCGAAGACAUGCUUCUGUCAGGUCUUGAACCAUUUUGUAUUUCUCGUUAUACAAAUUUCGUUAAUAUUGGUGAACGAUGUAAUGUUGCUGGUAGUCGUCAAUUUCUUCGCUUACUAAAAGAAAAUAAACUCGAUGAAGCUCUUCAGGUUGCGAAAAAUCAAGUUGAAUCGGGUGCACAAAUUCUGGAUUUAAAUAUGGACGAAGGAAUGAUUGAUGGACAAUUGUUAAUGGCGAAAUUCAUUAAUCUUCUUGUAUCAGAACCUGAUAUAUCACGAGUACCUUUAUGUAUUGAUUCGUCGAAUUUUGCUGUCAUUGAAGCGGGUCUUAAAUGUACACAAGGAAAAUGUAUUGUUAAUUCAAUUUCAUUGAAAGAAGGUGAAAAAGAUUUCCUUGAUAAAGCAAGAAAAUGUAAAAAUUAUGGUGCUGCAGUUGUUGUGAUGGCAUUUGAUGAGCAAGGACAAGCAACCGAUAUUGAACAAAAGUGUGCCAUAUGUAAAAGAAGUUAUGACUUAUUAGUCAAUGUUGUGAAAUUUAAUCCGAAUGAUAUUAUAUUCGAUUCGAAUAUUUUGACUAUUGCAACAGGCAUGGAGGAACAUAAUGAGUAUGCAAUAAAUUUUAUUGAAGCAAUUAAACGUAUUAAAGUAAGUUAG